UUCUAGUAUUCUACUAUAGAAAUGACCUCAAGUGCCCCUUCAUGGUGGUUGAGCUUCUCUUUUUCCUCUGUACCAGAAAUUUAUCCUUAAUGAUGUCCCUCCUUUAAUAACUAUAUCCAUGCUCUGCCUUUCAUGGCCAUUCUUUUAUCCAACCUUGCCAUUUCCAAUCCUAAACCCUUCUUCUCCAUCACCUCAAAACCCAUAACUUGUGCCACCAACCUCACUUCCAAACGCAACCUCCUUCUCCAAACUUCUCUGCUCUGCGUUACCAUUGGUCUCAGUCCUCAACUCCCAGCUGCCUUAUCUUCACCUCAAAAUCCACCGUCCAAAUCGCUUCUCUCUAGCAUUGAAAACACCAAGUCUUGGUACCAGUUCUCCGGUGAUGGCUUUGCUAUUCGAGUCCCACCAGAGUUUGAAGAUAUCACAGAACCUGAAGAUUUGAAUGCUGGACUGACUCUUUAUGGGGACAGGGCAAAGACACCGCCUUUUGCGGCACAGUUUGCAUCUUCCGAUAGGAAUGAGGUUCUGAGUGUGGUUACUAAGCCAACUAAUCAACUUAAAAUCACCUUCUUAGAGGCUAAGGAUAUAACUGAUUUAGGCUCCUUGAGGGAAGCAGCAAAAAUAUUUGUGCCAGGAGAGGCAUCACUGUACUCUGCAAGAGCAAUAAAAGUUAAGGAAGUUGAUGGUUUUAGGAAUUACUAUUUCUAUGAGUUUGGUAAUGAUCAACUGCACAUAGCAUUGAUGGCAGGUGUCAGCGGUGGAAAGGCAAUUAUCGCUGGAGCAACUGCAUCACAGUCCAAGUGGGACGUAGACGGUGUAAGACUUCGUUCUGCUGCUGUAUCAUUGAAAAUUCUGUAGCCAUGUGCUGUAUUUUUUUAACUGGCUUCUCUCUAUUGUGACCUCCUGGAUUACUGUAAUCUUGACAUACGGCUCCCUGUGUGCUCAGCAGCCAGUGCAAGCUGAAUAGCAGUUCACAAUGCGUUGGACUUGAAAUUUAUAUACUGUUGAAUGUCAUGAAGCUAAUGGCAUCUACUAUUUAAAUGCUACUGAAGUUUUGCUCUUAGUAUUGACAUCUUCCCGGAUAAAAUUCAUUUGUUAUUUUUAUGAGUUACUGAGGUAUGAUUCUCUCAGGUAUUGGUCUUUAAAAGAGAAGUUCACUCUGGUUGUGUCUCAUUACAAAUCCUGUAACAUAAGUCAGAACUUUUACCUUCCUCUUUUAUCACUUCUUUUGUUGAUGUAGGGGGUUUUCAUCUGGUUAGAUUGAAUGGGGUUUGAUUAGUUUGGGCAAAUAGUUCAUUUUUCUUCAAUUGGAAUCAAACCAAUUAUGACAGUAAAACUGCUUAAACCUUCCAAGGUUCUGCCAAUGAGCAUGAAGCAAGAAUGGCUGGCCCGAAAUUA
This is a messenger RNA of Lotus japonicus, 1398 nucleotides long. RefSeq lists its product as uncharacterized. The transcript is spliced from 8 exons. Lineage: Eukaryota; Viridiplantae; Streptophyta; Magnoliopsida; Fabales; Fabaceae. Gene Ontology annotation, cellular component: chloroplast. The record is from RefSeq and is a predicted model, not a curated record. The coding region runs from base 133 to 858 and encodes 241 amino acids.